Molecule: messenger RNA, 1244 nt
Organism: Lecanosticta acicola
Lineage: Eukaryota; Fungi; Ascomycota; Dothideomycetes; Mycosphaerellales; Mycosphaerellaceae
Source: the annotation of a GenBank genome assembly
AUGGGCGAUGACUAUGAUGACUGGGGCCAUCCGAUCGAGCCUCGCUUCAAAGCGCGAGACCAAACAUUUCUCGGGGCCUUGAAAACAUACUAUAUUCUCGUCACCCGGAGGUACAGGACACUCUUCGCCACCAUAUUAUUCGCAAUAUGUCUUUUGCUAUACUGGAAUACCACGGAUAGUAGCUCGAGAGCUCCUCCGGUAGAUUGGAAGAGCUUUGCCUACGUGCAGUAAGUCCAACAACCCCAAGACUUGCGAAAUUGUGACCUUGGUCCGUUAACCAACACGCUCCAUCUAGAUAUGUAACGGACAACCACAACCUCUGCAACGCCUACAUGGUCUUCGAAGCCCUCCACCGCCACGGAAGCAAAGCCGACCGCGUCCUCCUCUACCCGGACACCUGGGACCUCGAAGACGACACCCCGACCGACCGCAACUCGCAACUCCUCAUCCGCGCCCAGAAACUCUACUCCGUAAAACUAAAACCCGUCUCCCUCCUCUCCAUCGAAGGCCCCAACGCAUCCCCGGGAACGCUCAACGCCCCCUCCUCCUGGAGCACCUCCAUCACCAAACUGCGCGCCUUCGAACUCGUCGAAUACGACCGCGUCCUGCACCUCGACUCGGACAUCACCCUCCUGCAGAACCUCGACGACCUCUUCCUCCUCCCCCCCACCCCCAUCGCCAUGCCCCGCGCCUACUGGAGCGAAGAGAAACCCCAACCCCUAACCUCCCUCCUCAUGCUCCUCGAACCCAACCCCCUCGAACUGAAAAACUUCCUCGACAUCCUGCAAUCCUGGAAACUCGCCCCCAACUUCCAAGCCGGCAGGAACUACGACAUGGACCUCCUGAACCACCGCUUCGCACACUCCGCCCUCGUCCUGCCCCAUCGCCCCUACGCCAUGCUCUCCGCCGAAUUCCGCUCCCACGACCAUAAACCCUACAUGGGCUCCCUCAACGCGCCCCGCGACACCUAUUCCAAGUACGACUGGGAUGCCCAGCGGCAGUACGCGGAAGCCAAACUGGUGCACUUCUCCGACUGGCCGCUGCCGAAACCCUGGGUCAUGUGGCCGCACGAGGGCGUGGCGGAGAUGCAGCCCGACUGCGGCGGCGAGGCGACGCAUUGCAUGGAGCGGGAGAUCUGGAAGGGCCUCUAUGACGAUUUUCGACACAGGAGGAAGGAUCUGUGUCGGAUUCUGAGCGUGCCGGCGCCCAAGUGGGAUGAUAUCAAGAAUGGGACCAAGGCGUGA